Messenger RNA from Notodromas monacha, 1049 nucleotides. Lineage: Eukaryota; Metazoa; Arthropoda; Ostracoda; Podocopida; Cyprididae. The record is from the annotation of a GenBank genome assembly.
AUGGUUAUAGAGGAACUGAGCGGACCAUCGCAUGAACUCGAUAAACGAGUCGAUAUGGACUCGUGGCCACCGAAGAGUUACACGAAGAGAGCGGCGUUUCCCAAGUCCGCAUCACGCAUCCGUUGGCCAGAAGCUUCGAAAAGACGCAGUCGCAUCGGCCGCGCGAAUACUACCGCAGUCCGCUCUUCCAUUCCGCUGACUCACGAACUCGGCAUAACGGGAGAACAAGAUGAGAUGAACAGCGCAAAUUUAACACCAAACCCAACCAAUCCCAACUCAGAGAAAAGUAUUUCGAACAUUCAUCACCUCGGGAUCCGCUCCAUCAGACACAGAUCAACACGCUCCGCGCCACAGGAGAAAGCCACCAUGGUGAUGGCUGAUGACAACGUGCAGUACACUGAAAGCGAUGUGGUACAACUCACGGAUCUCAUUAAGCCAACAUCACUUAAUGAAACUGAGAAUCUGGAACGAAGUUCAGCGCCUAUUUCGGAGCGCAAGGGGAGAAUAAGGAGUUCGUCGUAUCUUUCUUUAUGCGACUCCUGCGGUAUUACCUCCUGGCUUCCGAAGUGGAUUCUAAUCACAUCCGCCGCUGCACUUUGGGCUUACUUGGCUUACGUGUACUUCAUUUGCCGAAAUCAGCCGCGUUGUAUUGAAUUGAAAAAUCUUACGCGAGCUGUACUAGAAAUACCUGAUGUCCCGCAAAUAGUCCUUGGGUUCACGUUCCUUGCUGGAACGGUUCUCAUCAUCCUCUCGAUCAUUAAGUUUUUGUUCGGAGGCAGCUCACGUAGCAGAAGAUCUCCGCACGACGAUACAAAGCAGCAAACGAGAAAUUCGUCGGCAAUCGUUAUGGUUCCCGAAAACUUCGACCCACCAACUCAAAGCGUCGACAGAUUCGUCCAGCAGCAGCAUCAGGACCGCGGAAAGCCAAGGAGGGCGAAGUACUCCGCCUUUUGAACGCUGAUAAUUCAAAAAUUCAACGCGUUUACUCAUUUACACGCUCUAUUUAUACUUCUCGAACAGUCGGAGCUGCGCUGAAUUCGAAUAAAAAA